UCAAAUGAGAUGGAGGAACUGAGUGAAAUCCAGGUUAGUCGGGAAGUGGUGUUAUGUAAAUUGAAUGGAUUAAAGGUGGAUAAAUCCCCAGGGCCAGAUGGGCUGCAUCCCAGAGUACUUAAGGAAGUAGCCCCAGAAAUAGUGGAUGCAUUAGUGAUAAUUUUUCAAAACUCUUUAGAUUCUGGAGUAGUUCCUGAGGAUUGGAGGGUAGCUAAUGUAACCCCACUUUUUAAAAAGGGAGUGAGAGAGAAAACGGGGAAUUACAGACCAGUUAGCUUAACAUCUGUAAGUUAUUGGGGUAAAUCCUCCAAAAUUACAGAAGAACUCAGGGAUGAUGACCAUGGACAUUUUUAAAACAGACUUGCUGGCUGCAAAAGAAAAAACCCCAAUCCACAAAGGAAGAACCAGUUUCAGACCCGUCUGUGGGCCUGGGCAUUACACAACUGUGUGAAUGGUGUGAACAGGAAAGGCUGGGACGGAGAUAACGAGAUUUUGGAAAGACAAAGGAAGGAACCGAGCCUCAGCAGACAGUGGUAAACAGCCCAGCAGCAACACAAUCACCAUCGUGGAUGACCCAUCCAUCAGGACAAUGGGAGCCCAUCCAGGUGAUGGGGAUAACUGACAUCAGCAAACCCCUUAUCAUCGGAAGCCUAUUGUUCAUGCCAGAUCAAAACUGGGAAUCAUCGAAAGAUCCUUUUGUCCAGGGACCACCUGGGGGGUUUCAAGGGAGAAACUCGGGUAUAAAAAGCAGGAGUCAAGCCAGAACUCGGUCUCUUUUCUGCUCUGUUGGACGGCUCAUGACCCUGCAAUGAUCUAGCUGUAAGUACACCAGUGAUUUGGUGAAGUUCCCGAAAUAGGAUAAAGAUUGAGAGAAGAAGGGAAAGGGGGUGUACUUGUAAGUAAAAUUGUGUAAAGUAAGUUUUACGACGUGCCCGAUAAUUUUCUUUCCAUAGUCUUAGUUUAAAGCAUAAGUUUAGCCACGUAUUAUGUAGUGUUGGUGAGAUUCGAUUUCUCAUUGUUUAAUAAAGCCUGUAAAUUUUAGACUUGCUUUGAGUCCAUCUUGGUUUCUGUUUUCUCUCAUCAGCACGCUCUGGUCAAGUCAACCUUUUAUCAUAUCCCACCAUAAUUCCGAGGUCAAGAACCCAGAGGAACCCUUUUUUUGGAGUAAAGGGAACCAAACCCCUACACAUCGACAGUGGAGAAAAUGCUCGAGUCAGUUAUUAAAGAUGGGAUAGCAGCACAUUUGGAAAGUGGUGAAAUCAUUGGACAAAUUCAGCAUGGAUUUAUGAAAGUUACCAGCUUAAAAUGCUACACCUGUGUGGAUGCAACAAACAAUGCAGCCUGCAAUGCAAAUGCACCUACAACUUGCACGAGUGCCACAGCCAAAUGCUCCGUAACCAAGGCCGGAGUAACCCUAUUUGGAAAAUCAUCAACUGUACUGAACAAAGGCUGCAUUGAAAGUUCACUGUGUACUGGAAACAUCAACAUCUUGUUCGUCUCUAGUGGGACUGAAUGUUGUGAUACUGAUUUAUGUAACGUGAAUGGUUCAGUUAAUUUCUGUGCAAGCAAACUGCUGAUUAUAGCUUCUGCAAGUAUUCUUUACUUUAUCUAUAAACUCACAAACUAAUGAAUAUUGUGCCAUCUGCUAGACGGGACCUGGUGAUUUAUGUUAUUAAGUUCACUUAAAUGUAAGGUAUAGUUGGGGCAAUUUUUUUCUUCAGUGGGUCUCUUCACAAAAUUAAUGUUUAGCCUUCUAUCUUUAUUUUCUUCAUUAAUUAACUACAGUGAACUCGCAUUGUGUGGAAUGCAACAAUAGGUUCCCUGAUACCACCGAUUAUUCAUAAAAGUAAAACAAAUACAAAUAAUCCAUCAAGUUAAAGUAGUCAAGGAAUACAUUGAAAACUUGCAGCUUUUAUUAAAAUGCACAUUACAUUUAUGACUCGGAUCAGUACAAAGCAAUUUGAGACUACUGGGCAGAACUUGACGUGUAAAUUUAAGAUUAAGCAAAACCUUAUAGCUUUAUUUUAAACAUUGACAAUUUUGUUAUAAAAUCAUCAAGUGCAAUACAUAAGUGAUAUUAUUAUGAUCUACUAUUGUAUUCAACGGUGAUAAAAUAAAAAUAGUGAAGUAUUGUAAUUUGCUAUGUUAUCUGUGCAUGUUGGCUGUUCUAGUUAUUCUUAAUUUGUUUUAUGAGGAUCAAUUUUAAUAACCAAAAUGUAAUGAUGUUCACAGUGCAUGUAACAUGUACUAGGCAAAAUGAUUAAAGCAGGAAGGCACUGCACAUUGCAACGUGGAUGCUCAUAGCUAACGAAGAUGAUGUAAUGAUCAUGUCCCUGUUCGCAUAACUCCUUGAAGAGAUUCCUUUACUUAACUUUUUGACCUUUCAAUUAAAUCAUCUGUUCUAAUAUCAUUUGAUGUAAAUCAUUAUCAAAUUGUGUUUAAUAAAUCUCGUCUGAAAUGUCUUGGAUCUACUGUUUUGCUAAAAGUUUUAAGCUGAAAAACUGAUAACAAGCUAGUGUUAUUGUAAUCAAUAAAUGAUUUGAGCACUUUUCCUCACUACUAAUUACUAAACAAGAACAAGAA
Molecule: messenger RNA, 2583 nt
Organism: Leucoraja erinaceus (little skate)
Lineage: Eukaryota; Metazoa; Chordata; Chondrichthyes; Rajiformes; Rajidae
Product: lymphocyte antigen 6E-like
Exons: 3
Coding region: 1205-1627 (140 amino acids)
Source: RefSeq, a predicted model, not a curated record